This is a messenger RNA of Suricata suricatta (meerkat), 1352 nucleotides long. RefSeq names its product homeobox B7 (gene HOXB7). Gene Ontology annotation, biological process: regulation of transcription by RNA polymerase II. The record is from RefSeq and is a predicted model, not a curated record. The transcript is spliced from 2 exons. Gene Ontology annotation, cellular component: nucleus. Gene Ontology annotation, molecular function: DNA-binding transcription factor activity, RNA polymerase II-specific; RNA polymerase II transcription regulatory region sequence-specific DNA binding. Lineage: Eukaryota; Metazoa; Chordata; Mammalia; Carnivora; Herpestidae. Bases 117 to 770 code for a protein of 217 amino acids.
AGAGGAAAAAGGGGGUCCUUUUUGGUGUAAAUCUGGACUCUAAUUCUGUAAUAUAUCAAGGAAUCUCGUAAAACCGACACUAAAACGUCCCUGCCUACAAAUCAUCCGGCCAAAUUAUGAGUUCAUUGUAUUAUGCGAAUGCUUUAUUUUCUAAAUAUCCAGCCGCAAGUUCGGUUUUCGCUACCGGAGCCUUCCCUGAACAAACUUCUUGCGCGUUUGCUUCCAACCCCCAGCGCCCGGGCUAUGGAGCGGGUUCGGGCGCUUCCUUCGCCGCCUCGAUGCAGGGCUUGUACACCGGCGGGGGGGGCAUGGCGGGCCAGAGUGCAGCCGGCGUCUACGCGGCCGGCUACGGGCUCGAGCCGAGUUCCUUCAACAUGCACUGCGCGCCCUUUGAGCAGAACCUCUCCGGGGUGUGUCCCGGCGACUCCGCCAAGGCGGCGGGCGCCAAGGAGCAGAGGGACUCGGACUUGGCGGCCGAGAGUAACUUCCGGAUCUACCCCUGGAUGCGAAGCUCAGGGACUGACCGAAAGCGAGGGCGCCAGACCUACACGCGCUACCAGACCCUGGAGCUGGAGAAGGAGUUUCACUACAAUCGCUACCUGACGCGGCGGCGGCGCAUCGAGAUCGCGCACGCGCUCUGCCUCACCGAAAGACAGAUCAAGAUCUGGUUCCAGAACCGGCGCAUGAAAUGGAAAAAGGAGAACAAGACGGCAGGUCCUGGGGCCACAGGCCAGGACAAGGCCGAGGUGGAGGAGGACGAGGAAGAGUGAGAGACGGAGAGAGGGCAGAGGAAGAGAGCUGAGAAAGAGAGAGGGUAAAGCCCAGCUCUGAGAACUGAACCAGGAAACUCGAAUUAAAUCGGGAGGGGGAAAACUAUUUAAAUAGUGGAAAGCAGUGUAAACAUUUUUAGGGAGAGAAGAUGAGAUUUUGGUUCCUUGACACUGAAAAAAAAAUACUACCUAUAGAAACGUCUGUCGGGUUUGUUUUGUACGAUAUAAGGACAUCAUCUACCUGUUCUGUAGCUUUCUGGAAUUUGCCUCCCCUUUUCUAUGUCGCUAUUUUAAGGUCUUUGUAAAAUCUUGCUGUUUUGUAAGCCCCUUCCUUUGACGCUGUCUUUGUGGUUUGUGGGUCUGGACUUACAGUGUGUGGUUUCCCAUCCCCCUGAGCCCCCCUGCCUUCCUAGUAGCGGCACUGAAGGGCCUUAGGGAGCCCUGUGGACCCACCGACUAGCUCGUGUCCCCUCUGUGCACCUGGCCUACCCGAUGCUCCUUGUUCCCAUGAUCCCCUGUGCUCCUCUUUACGUUGUCUGUGUUCCUAAAGGAUGGAGAAAUAAAAUACAAUUUAAAAAUGAA